ACUGUGACCGUGAAACACACGCACAUACACACACCCACGCGUGACGUGAAGACACCCUGAUCUUCUGGAGAAGUUCUACACACAGGCAGACUUUCCAAAUCUGAUGUGAACUGCUUUGGUAGUUUCUUCACAGUUCACAACUGUCUUUUAGUGUUUCAGGGAUUGAGCACCAUCAAAUUUUAAUCCCACCAACAUCCCUUCUAAAAAAACAUUGAAAAACAGGAUUGUCGAGAUAAACACUUCAUCUGAGGAGAUACUUGUGGGGGACCAGUUGGACAAAGAACAACAUUUCAACACUAAAAACUCACACAAAAUACACACGCAAGGAGCUAAGGACACACAAUUCCAGGGGACUUUUCAGGGUUGUCCAAUCUUGUGCUUACCUUGUCCACUACUGGAAGCCGUUUCAGUUAAAGGACUCAUAAAUGGACAUCAUAAAUGUAAAAUUAAGCAGUAAAUAAGAGUACAUCAUUGUACAGAAGAGACCCACAGUGAAAUUAAACACCAUAUUUCAGAGGCUAUUACUGUUGGAUCUGAGAGUUUAGAGUCAUGUCUCCGUUCCUGAGGAUUGGCUUUUCCAGCUUUGAGAUGGAUCCUGGACUUGCCUACCAUGAGGAAGUACUGAGUCCAUACUGCGCUGUUUACAUGAAAGAGGCAGUGGAGACGGAAAAGGGUCAGGUGUACAAGCAGAAGCGGCCCACCAUGUAUCCCCCCUGGAGCAGCACAUUUGAUGCUCACGUCCACAGGGGAAGAGUGAUGCAUGUGGUGGUCAAGGACAAGACGGCAGAACUGAAGACGGAGGCCACAGUCCAGCUCGACACCCUAGCCUCACGCUGCAAGAAAGAGAACGGCAAACUGGAGAUCUGGGUGGAGCUGAAGCCACAGGGUCGGUUACUGAUGGAAGCACGCUACUUUCUAGAAAGAAGUGACGCUGCGGGUCAUGGUGAAGGUGAUGGAGAGAGUGAACGGGAAAAAGAAGGGGUUUUUGCACUACAUCACAGACGAGGAGCCAUCAAACAGGCCAAAGUUCACGUGGUCAAAUGUCAUGAGUUCACUGCCACCUUUUUCCCUCAGCCUACAUUCUGUUCAGUCUGCAAGGAGUUUGUCUGGGGCCUGAAUAAACAGGGAUAUCAGUGUCGACAAUGCAAUGCUGCCAUUCAUAAAAAGUGUAUCGACAAAGUCAUUGCCAAAUGCACAGGCUCAGCAAUAAACAGUAAAGAAACCAUGAUCCACAAAGAGCGCUUUAAGAUUGACAUGCCUCACAGAUUUAAGGUGUAUAACUACAAGAGCCCGACGUUCUGUGAGCACUGUGGGACUUUGUUGUGGGGUAUCGCUCGCCAGGGCCUUAAAUGUGAAGAGUGUGGCAUGAAUGUUCACCAUAAAUGUCAGAAGAAAGUAGCUAACCUUUGUGGCAUCAACCAGAAGCUAAUGGCAGAGGCUCUGGCUAUAAUUGAGAGCACUCAACAGGCUCGGAGCUCCAGGGAUACUGAGAUCAUUGGUCGUGAGGGGCCGGUGGGCGUAGAUCAGGCAGGGGUCACCCGAGAGCCCUCAGGCCACUUACCAAUUUCUCCCCUCACGCCCGCGCCAGCAAUACCACGCAAAGAGCAGCAGGGUAUAGCAUGGGACGCCCCGACUGAGGGUGGCAAGCCAAGCCUAACUGAAGAACCUGAGCCAUUGUACAGCACCCCACGCAAAGAGCACCACAAAUUUGUCCUAGACAACUUCACUCUGCACAAGAUGCUGGGCAAGGGAAGUUUUGGAAAGGUGUUCCUGGCUGAGUUGAAGGGCACAGGGCAAUUCUUUGCGGUGAAGGCACUGAAGAAAGAUGUAGUUCUGAUGGAUGAUGAUGUUGAAUGCACUAUGGUGGAGAAGAGAGUGCUGUCUUUGGCCUGGGAACACCCCUUCCUCACACACCUCUACUGCACCUUCCAGACCAAGGAAAAUCUAUUCUUCGUGAUGGAGUACUUAAACGGAGGCGACCUAAUGUUUCACAUCCAGACCUGCCACCGAUUUGACCUCCCACGAUCCACGUUCUACGCUGCCGAGAUCAUCUGUGGGCUGCAGUUUCUACAUUCUAAAGGCAUUGUUUACAGAGAUCUUAAGCUGGAUAAUAUUUUGCUGGACAUAGAUGGCCACAUCAAGAUCGCAGAUUUUGGCAUGUGUAAAGAGAACAUGGUUGGAGAAGCUAGAACAUGCACCUUCUGUGGAACUCCAGACUACAUUGCCCCUGAGAUUUUGCUUGGGCAGAAAUAUGGGACCUCUGUAGAUUGGUGGUCAUUUGGUGUCCUUCUUUAUGAGAUGUUGAUUGGCCAGUCACCAUUCCAUGGACAUGAUGAGGAAGAGCUGUUUCAGUCGAUUCGUACAGAUGACCCAUGCUACCCGCGCUGGCUAACUAGAGAUGCACGGGACAUUCUUGUUAAGUUAUUUGUGAGGGAACCAGAGCAGAGGCUGGGUGUGAAAGGAAAUAUACGGCAGCAUGCAUUCUUCAAAGAUAUAGACUGGAACGCACUGGAGAAACGGCAGGUGGAGCCGCCCUUCAAACCAACAGUGAAAUCAGACAGUGACUGUAGUAACUUCGACAAAGAGUUCAUAAAUGAGAAACCUCGACUUUCCAUCGCAGAUCGCACCCUUAUUAACAGCAUGGACCAGAGCAUGUUCAACAACUUCUCCUUCUUCAACCCUGUUAUGGCCCGCCUCAAGAACCCCUGACCCAGAAACCUGCAUUUAUCAAAGACAUUCAUACAAACAUACUGUGAACAGGUCAUAACCAAAAGGCAAACACUUACCUUUAUAUUAUAACUCCCUCAAGUCAAGCUCAUUUCAUGCCAUGGUCAGUGAAUAACUUGCAGAAGAGUCCAAGGAGAGGAAAAGCACAGUAGAGCACACCAGCUAGCUGUAGAAAGUCAUCUACAGAGUGUAAAACAUUUCCAUACUCUCAGCAUCAGUCUACACAAGACUUUUUACCAUUGAAUUUAAUCAGUUGAGAGUUUGAGCUAAGAUUACAAAAUGUAGAUGUACGCAAGCAUUCAGCUUUGUUACCAGAGUUGUAAGAUGAUCAAGCAAAUAGUUUUCUUUGAUUUGUGGGAAAAAUAAGGCCACGUCCACACUAAUAUAUUUUCGCUUGGAAACGCAUAUUUUGACACUGUUUUUGACAGCGAAAACUGAGAUUUUUGAAAACGCUUUCCCAAGAGGACACAUUUGAAAACAUCGUCUUCGCAUUGUAGUAUGGACAGGGGAAAUGGAGAUAUCUGAAAAUGUUGUAUUUGUUGUCAUGUGACGCAGUCGUGUGAUCCAUUCAACCCAAAACAAUUAAGAUGGCGGUCCAUGUUGUAGCGGCAUUGUUGUGCCUGCUUUUCACUUUAAAAGCGUUGUUAAAGAUAAAUGUUACUUUGUGCAACCUUCACAUUGCAUUCCUCCAAAGGUGACAGGAAGUUUACUUGGAAUUGCUGUCUGGUGACAGAACACGAGUACAAUUGCGUUUCAGACUGUACAUGGAACGGCGAUUUUUUUGCAUGCGCAGUGAGGGGAUUUAAUGGGAUAUAGUUCACAGAAAAAUUUAAAUUCUCUCAUCACUUACUUACUUUCAUGACAUCCCAGAUGUGUAUGACUUACUUUCUUCUGCUGAAUACAAACAAAGAUUUUUAGAAGAAUAUUUCAGCUCUGUAGGUCCUUUCAAUGCAAGUGAAUGGUGGCCAAAACUUUCAAGCUUGUUUUGAAAACGAAAACACCAUUUUCAAAUGUAUUCGGAUUAAUGUGGCCUUAGUAAAUUUAAGCCUUAAGGCCAAAGUAUACUUCUGGUGUCCGCGCUGCGGAUCCCUCCACGCACAGUAUGUGUGACGCAAAUCAUCAGCAUAACCAUCAUCAGCAUCACCAUUGACCGCGCACCGCCUAGAUUUUCUUGACUCACACACGCAGUCCUCAUCUGUGUGUGUCGUCUGCACAUGCACUGGUCAUUGACUGUACUAAAAGAGUGUCACAAAGCAGUCGUAGUGCGCAUGUGUCGCACGCUUUCCUAUUCGUUCGCGUUCAGAAAAGUAUACUCAGAAAAGCAACAUGGUCGGUCAGGCUUGAUCCGAUCCGGAACAUGCAUAAACAAAUUAUACUCGGGGCGUUAGUUUAUCAAUAACUACAAACCAACAUUCGGUGCUAAACUAACUAGCGCCUACUGAGUGACUGAGUUUCAUUUGGGCUAAUUCUGCAACCCUGUUAUCCAUUCUGGCAUAUUAUAACCGUUACAUUUUAUUUUUGUUGCUAGAAAAUUACAAAAUCAAAAUUUUGAGUUUUAAACUGUAUUUUCUGUCCACCAGAUGUGAAAAAGAACAAUAAAUUGACUUUAUUGUCAAUCCCUAUUUCACACUCUAUUAAGUGUCAGUGGAAAGUGGGGCCUGAGUAGCUCAGCAAGUAAAGACGCUGACUACCACACCUGGAGUCGCAAGCUCGAAUCCAGGGUGUACUGAGUGACUCCAGUCAGGCUUCCUAAGCAACCAGUUGGCCCGGUUGCUAGGGUGGGUAGAGUCACAUUGGGUUAACCUCCUCAUGGUCGUCAUAAUGUGGUUCUCUGAGUUGUGCAUGGAUGCCGCAGAGAAUAGCGUGGGCCUCCACAUGCGCUACGUCUCUGUGGUAACGUGCUCAACAAGCUACAUGAUAAGAUGCGCGGAUUGACAGUCUAAGAUGUGGAGGCAACUGAGAUUCGUCCUCCACCACCCGGAUUGAGGUGAGUCACUACCCCACCACAAAGACUUAGUGCACAUUGGGAAUUGGGCAUUCCAAAUUGGGGAGAAAAGGGGAGGAAAAAAAAAGUGACAGUGGAAAGUGGCAGAACUUAAGAAAUGUAAGAACAGAAACAUAAUUAACACUGCAUUUGUUUAAAUCAUCGUUUGUACAUGUGUGAAAAGUAUUUAACUUUAGAUCAAAAUACUUGUGCCCAGUUGUACAUCCAUUUAUAAUCAAUCAUUGUAUUGUAUCAGAAUGAAUGUGGUAGUGUCUGUGUGUGUUUGCUUUAGGAUUAUUUGGAAUAACAGAAAGUUUGUGUCAGCCAGCCAAAGAGCUUCUUUGUGACUGAACAUGGAACUCGAUGAUGGAAAUACCUUUAAUAAUAACCAGUUUUGUUAUGUGUUCAAUUAUACUGUAUUGUAAAGGCUUUUAAUAGAAACAUGUAUAGUGCAGUGUGUCAAAUGUAUAAUAUCCAACUGUGUUACAAUAUGUUUAAAAUAAAUCUGUAGGUUACUGUGAAUUGAA
Messenger RNA from Myxocyprinus asiaticus (Chinese sucker), 5238 nucleotides. RefSeq names its product protein kinase C theta type-like. The transcript has 19 exons. NCBI's taxonomy places the organism in Eukaryota, Metazoa, Chordata, Actinopteri, Cypriniformes, Catostomidae. The record is from RefSeq and is a predicted model, not a curated record. Gene Ontology annotation, molecular function: diacylglycerol-dependent serine/threonine kinase activity; ATP binding. The coding region runs from base 550 to 2709 and encodes 719 amino acids. Gene Ontology annotation, biological process: protein phosphorylation.